Candidozyma haemuli is the source of this 303-nucleotide messenger RNA. It is a transcript of the gene IMP2, whose product is annotated as endopeptidase catalytic subunit. The record is from RefSeq and is a predicted model, not a curated record. Gene Ontology annotation, cellular component: membrane; mitochondrial inner membrane peptidase complex. Gene Ontology annotation, biological process: mitochondrial respiratory chain complex assembly. The transcript is spliced from 2 exons. Gene Ontology annotation, molecular function: serine-type endopeptidase activity. NCBI's taxonomy places the organism in Eukaryota, Fungi, Ascomycota, Pichiomycetes, Serinales, Metschnikowiaceae. Bases 1 to 303 code for a protein of 100 amino acids.
AUGCGCCAGACCAUCAAGACGGCGCUAGUGACACUUCUGUGGUUCCCUGUGCUUUAUACGGCUAUGGAUUAUGGGUACUCGCCGUGCCAGAUCUCGGGAAGUUCCAUGACGCCCACGUUCAAUCCAGGAACGGAAACAACUGCCAAAGACGUUGUGCUAGUGAGGAAGUUCAUGCUACGGAAGAAGGGCGGCUUGAAAAGGGGCGACAUUGUCAUGUUCAGACUGCCGUUGGACCCUGAAAAGCUUAUGACAAAGCGUAUAGUGGGUGUUCAGGGCGACUUGAUCAACCCUAGACCUGAAUAA